Acipenser ruthenus (sterlet) is the source of this 6969-nucleotide messenger RNA. RefSeq names its product polyamine-transporting ATPase 13A3-like. Bases 345 to 4106 code for a protein of 1253 amino acids. Gene Ontology annotation, biological process: polyamine transmembrane transport; intracellular calcium ion homeostasis. Gene Ontology annotation, cellular component: late endosome membrane. Lineage: Eukaryota; Metazoa; Chordata; Actinopteri; Acipenseriformes; Acipenseridae. The record is from RefSeq and is a predicted model, not a curated record. Gene Ontology annotation, molecular function: ATPase-coupled monoatomic cation transmembrane transporter activity; polyamine transmembrane transporter activity; P-type ion transporter activity. The transcript has 34 exons.
CUCAGGACUGUAGUUUGACUUCAUUUCCUGUUGUACUGCUACUACUUCCUGCUGAGAGCAGCAACAAGGCUGUACAGGCAGCAGAGCCAGCGUUGAGCGACUUGUGUUUUGACACCUCAUUCACACAUUCCUUAAAGCAGCACGUUUCACACCGAAUUACUCCUCAGCAUGACUCUCGGGUGAUAACUAAAGGGGUCCAGGUGGUUUUGGGUGCCUCCCAGUUAAGACCAGUAAGCGAGGCAGCACUAUUACAGGAGGGAAAAGGAUUAACCUCGGGGCUUUAAGCCCUGGGCGUUAAGCAGGGCUCAGUUGCAUCGAACGCAGUUUCUUGAAUCCGCUGUAAAAUGGAGAAGGAAGCCCUGAAGGUUGUGAACAGGGGGGAGGAGGAUGAGAUGGACAUGUUGGGGUACAGGCUGUGCCACUGGAAGCUGGCGAUCGUCUGUGUGGGGGUGGUCCUGACGGGGGGCUUCCUGUUGCUUCUCCUCUACUGGAUGCCUGAGUGGUGUGUGAAGGCCACCUGUACCAGAACCCCCAUUCGAGAGGCAGAAGUGGUGCUGUUGAGAUCUACGGAUGAAUUCAAGCGAUGGUUUAGAGCAAAGGUUCGUGUUAUGCUGGCUCCUGGGAAGAACCCUUUCGACUGUCCGGAUUCCAGAAUUGUAGCGAAUGGCCACACGCCUCACCCCGCUGAGAACCAGACCGAGGACUGCGAGAGAAAGCAUUCCGAAUACCAGCCCGUGCAGAUCCGCUAUUUCACCCUCCACAGCACGAAGUACUACUGGAAUGAUAUGAUCCAGAAUUUUGAAGUAUUAAAGGGACUGGAGGAUCUGGGAGUCAAGUGUUCUUCUGUUCAUGAUGAUCACAGCAAAGGACUGACAGAAGAUGAGCAGGAUUACAGGAGAUUGUUUUUCGGAGAGAAUGAAAUUGCUGUGAAAGUGCCUUCGGUUUUUAAACUGCUAAUUAAGGAGGUCCUGAACCCUUUCUACAUCUUCCAGCUAUUCAGUAUUAUUCUGUGGAGUGCUGAUGAAUAUUACUACUACGCCCUGGCCAUUGUCAUCAUGUCAGUCAUAUCGAUAUUCACCUCUUUGUACACCAUCAAAAAGCAAUACGUGAUGCUGCAUGACAUGGUGGCGACCCACAGUAUUGUCAGAGUCUCCGUGUGCAGAGCCAAUGAUGUGAUCGAGGAGGCCAUCUCCACUGAGCUGGUCCCUGGUGACGUCAUGGUGAUUCCAGCCAAUGGGACCAUCAUGCCCUGUGACGCGGUUCUGGUGAGCGGCACUUGUAUAGUCAACGAGAGCAUGCUGACAGGUGAAAGUGUACCCGUCACAAAGACCAACCUGCCGAAUCCCAGCAGAAGUGUGAAGGGAACAGAGGAGGACGAGCUCUACAGUUCAGAGCUGCACAAGCGGCACACGCUGUUCUGCGGGACCAACGUCAUCCAGACGCGCUUUUAUUCCGGAGAGCUUGUCAAAGCCGUGGUGGUCACAACCGGCUUUAGCACUUCAAAAGGACGGCUGGUGCGAUCCAUCCUAUACCCGAAACCGACUGAUUUUAAACUGUACCGUGAUGCGUACCUCUUUAUGCUGUGCCUUGUUGCGGUGGCUGGGAUUGGCUUUAUCUACACGGUUGUCAACAGCAUCAUGAACAAGGUGCCAGUCCCCACCAUCAUCAUCGAGUCCCUGGACAUCAUCACCAUCACUGUGCCCCCCGCGCUGCCUGCUGCCAUGACUGCGGGGAUCGUCUACGCACAGCGCCGUCUCAAGCGCAUCGGGAUCUUCUGCAUCAGCCCCCAGAGGAUCAACAUCUGCGGGCAGCUCAAUCUUGUCUGCUUCGACAAGACUGGAACGCUUACCGAAGAUGGUCUAGACCUGUGGGGCAUCCAAAGGGUGGAAAAUAGCAGUUUUCUUCUUUCAGAAACACAUGCCUGUAAGGAAGACCUGGUAAAAUCUCAGUUUGUGGCCUGCAUGGCAACGUGUCACUCUCUCACCAAGAUCGAAGGAAAGCUUUCGGGGGAUCCGCUUGAUCUCAAAAUGUUUGAGGCGACUGGUUGGAUUCUGGAAGAAGCAACAGAGGAGGAGACGGCCCUGCACAACCGCAUAAUGCCCACGGUGGUUAAACCACCCAAGCAGCUCCUUCCUGAAGCAGAGGCAUCUGCCGAUCAGGAUAUGGAGCUGUGUAAGAUUCUGCCUUCCUACGAGAUGGGGAUUGUGCGUCAGUUCCCCUUCUCCUCGGCGCUCCAGAGGAUGAGUGUGGUUACGCGGCUUCUCGGGGAGAAGUGCAUGGAUGCCUACCUGAAGGGGGCGCCAGAGGUAGUUGCUAGCCUUUGUAAACAGGAAACAGUGCCCCACAAUUUCUCUGAGGUUUUGGAAGGGUACACCAAACAGGGAUUCCGAGUCAUUGCCGUGGCCCAUCGGAAACUCGAGUCAAAACUCUCGUGGCACAAAGUGCAGAACGUCAGCAGAGACACCAUCGAGAGUAACAUGCAGUUCCUUGGCCUGAUCAUUAUGCAGAACAAACUGAAGGCGGAGACUCCUGGAGUUCUGGCAGACCUGCGAAGGGCCAGCAUUCGCACUGUCAUGGUCACAGGGGAUAACAUGUUGACAGCUAUCUCAGUGGCUCGGGAUUGUGGAAUGAUUCCUCCUCAAGACAGAAUAAUAAUAGCAGAUGCACUGCCCCCUAAAGACGGACAGACCGCUAUGAUUAAUUGGCACUAUGCUGAUAACCCCCCCAAGCAUGUCAGUGCCACAGGUUCAAACACAGAGGAAGUUCAGAUCAGGCUGGAAGAGGAGAGCUCAGGGGCUGCAUUGCACAGCAUGGAGCACUAUCACUUUGCAAUGAGCGGGAAGUCCUUUGCUGUCAUAGCAGAGCACUUCCAGGACCUGCUCCAGAAGCUAGUACUGCAUGGCACCGUGUUUGCUAGAAUGGCUCCUGAUCAGAAGACACAACUGGUGGAAGCAUUACAGAGUGUAGAUUACUAUGUUGGCAUGUGUGGCGACGGUGCAAAUGACUGUGGUGCGUUAAAGAGAGCACACAGCGGCAUCUCCCUAUCCGAGCUCGAGGCCUCCGUGGCAUCCCCGUUCACAUCCCGAACUCCCAACAUCUCCUGCGUGCCGAGCCUGAUCAGGGAAGGCCGUGCAGCAUUAAUUACCUCCUUCUGCGUGUUCAAGUUUAUGGCUCUGUACAGCAUCAUCCAGUAUGUCAGUGUCACCCUUCUUUACUCGAUCCUGAGCAAUCUUGGGGAUUUCCAGUUCCUCUUCAUUGAUAUAGCCAUCAUCCUAGUCAUUGUAUUUACAAUGAGUUUAAACCCUGCCUGGAAGGAGCUGGUCUCUGAGAGGCCUCCCUCUGGGCUCAUUUCGGGGCCCCUGCUCUUUUCUGUCCUCAUGCAAAUCCUUGUGUGCCUGGGUUUCCAAACACUGGCCUUCCUGUGGGUCAAGCAUCAGCCCUGGUACCACAAGUGGACACCAAGUUCAGAUGCCUGCAGCCUGUCCAACUACUCACACCAUCAGAACGAGACAAAUCACGAUGAACACAACAUCAAGAACUAUGAGAACACAACAGUCUUCUUCAUCUCCUCAUUCCAAUACCUCAUUGUAGCCAUCGUGUUCUCCAAGGGGAAACCGUUCAGGCAGCCUAGCUACAAAAACUUGCCAUUUUUAAUAUCUUCAUUUGCUCUCUAUGCCUUCAUUCUCUUCAUCAUGUUGUAUCGUGUAGAUGCCAUUGAUCAGUUUCUGGAGAUUGUGUGUGUUCCAUACCAGUGGAGAUACACAAUGCUCCUCAUCAUUGUAGUUAAUGGUGUGGUAUCUGUCUUGACAGAGAACCUCAUCCUUGACAUCAUCUUGCGGAAGUUUGUGUUCAGCCGAGACAAGCAGGGGAGCUGUGGCAUCACCUCUGCCACACAGACACCACAGGAGGGUGUUGACCGGUGGGGGGAAAGGUUCUUGUCUUUUUUAUGCUGCCAAAGGAGAAGGGCACCCAAGGCCAAGUACAUGAAUCUAGCGCAGGAGCUGCUGGUGGACCCAGACUGGCCACCUAAACCCAAAACAACGACUGAAGCAAGGAAAGCCCCUAGCCCCGAAAACGUCUCUUACCAAAUCAUCUCUGCAACAUAGCACCGGCCUGCUGCUCAGAAAGAGAAGUGACCAAAGACCUGUUGGUCAGAAUUCAAAGUGGGAGUUGACCAGGACAUUCCCACCCCCUCUUAGUGUAAGACACGGAAGGAAAGCUCCCCACCCUACAGCUAUGGACAAACAUUUUGCAUCAUAUACGUUUUGCAUAUAUAUAUAUGAUAUCGCAGAAGUCUACCGGAAGUCGUAAUAGUAGUACAGUAUUUAAUGUUAGAUUUUGAAAUGUCAUAUUUUAAUUUGUCAGUUUUUUGUUAAGUACUGUACGUGGUAAACUUCAAAGCCAUGUGUAAUUAAAUACGUUAACGUAACGUUAUUCAUUAGAUUUCAUUAGAUCUUUAUGAAGCAAAAUGCUAUAGGCUGAUGCAAACCUUUUGGCCGUAGCUGUAGUUUGAAAUGACUAGAAAGAUAGAUAUUGUGUGGGCUUUUCCUCUUCCCUUCCCUCGGGUCCAUAAAAGCAUUUUUAUUCAUAUGUUUACACAGAAGGCCUGGGGUUUUUCAUCCAUUACUUCUCAAUAAAAGGCUUGGGGUUGACCAGGGAUGUUAUUUAUAAUUUGAAAGACUUCAUUUAAAAGUAUUGCUUUUUAUAAGGUUCAGUUCAAAUCAUGAUUAACUCCAUGUAAAACAAAUGUUAACAGAUUUAACUUUUAGAUAACGGAACUACUGCGAGAGAAUGCUUUAUAUAGACUCUGGAAAUGCUGUACAUGUUUGUUUGAAAUCAAGAAGUUCAGUUGUCAUGCAAGUGCUAAGACUAUGGUGAUGAGAAGGUGUCUGUAUGAUAGAGGGAUUUCUUCCUAUGGAAGAACUUUGAAGCUUGGUAAUCCCAAUAUGUAUUCUUUCAAACUCACACUCUUUAGAGCUGUGUUUUUUAAUGUGGGUUUCCACAGCAGAAGACCAUUAUGAACACAUCUGGAGGGCAACGGACUCCUAAUUGCAAGACCAUACUGUAUGAAAGUUUAGCAAAGUCACUGUUUUGUUACACAUGACAUAUUAUUUGUAUUUAUUUUUUUUUUAAUAGUAAAUUCAGAAGUAAGGGCUGUUGCUGUCGGAGCUGUAUACAGUGCAAGAUAAGAGAAGAGGGUGCAGAGUAAUGUAUAGUGAACCACAAGACACAAAGAGCAGCAGCACACAGCUUACAGAGGAAAUGACAAGAGUUGGAAUUAUUUACCAACAUUCUUUAGCUCUAUUUAAUUUUAUUUCAGAAACAUUGUAUUAAAAUGGUGCAUGACAUCACUCAUUACUUAAAAAGCAGCGACCUAUAUACCCAUCAGAUACCUGGUCUAGAAAUGACCUGCAAUAUGUAACUACAUUUUCCAGUGAGAGAUAAAAAAAAAAAAUUGUACAUACAGCAAGAGCUAUACUGUAUAGAGUGUAAAUGAAGAUCCCAGAUAACUGCUGUAGUAUACAGUAACUGUAGUUUACAGAUCCAUUGCUAUUUAAAGUAAGUGGUGGUCAUCCUGUUUGAGAGCUUUGCAUUCCUGUUUUGUCAUUUUUUGUACCUAGUGUGAACACUGUCACUUAAGCACAAAAUGGACAAAAGCUAUAAUGCUUUGCAUCUUUUUUUUUUUUGUGUGUGUGUGUGUGUAGUUAAUGCACCUUUCUUUUAUUAGUGUUUCAUAUAAGCCUAAAACUGCUUGUUUCUGCAGCUUAAAACUAAAUUAUUAUGGCCAGUGUUUUCUUGACUGCCAAUUCAAUACAUAUAUCUUUUGUUCCAUGAGUAAUAAAAACAAGCCUAGCAGAAUGCAUUUCUUAACACUUCUGAUUCUGCUGUUUUUUAACAAUGUUACUGAAUAAAUGAAAUCAAUAUAUGGCUUGGUUCUUGAAACGGGGUCACGCUGUUGUUUUUAUCUUAGUCAUGACUUUGAAAUAAAUAGAUGCUUCUCUUUUCUAUGGAAAAUCUAGCUGGUAUGGCUUUGUAUGUUCCAAUCAAAUCUUUAUCAAUUACUAGUUUUUUUUAAAAAUUCAAUGAUGUAAUGGCUUCUGUAGGAUAUCUAGUUUUUCAGUCUGGAACACUCAAUUGUGUCAACCCUUUUUGUUUUUACAACAAGUUUAAUCUAUUUCCAGUUUUACAGUAAAGCACUAGUUCCUGUUCGAGUGGUAUUGCAUCACAUGCUGAUUUGUAGUGAAGGCAUGCCUUUGGAAAUGACUUGUAUUGGGAAAAUAACAGUAUUCUGAAAGGUUUUAAUUGUUAUAUCAUUAUUACAGGCUCAGAAUGACCACAGACACGGCAGUCUUGUGAUUUAAAUAUCUUAUUGAGUUUUUGCUGAAGUGCUGCACUGUGCAUUUUUAAAAUGAAUGAUAAAAAAACAGAAGAAACUAACAAAGCCACAGACCAUCAGUAAUUUUUAAUCAGUUCCCCCCCAAAGGCACACAGUAAUGUGUGUUUCAAGGUGAUUUGUCUGGGUAUUAACAUUUCAUUUACUGUUGCUCUUCAUUCGUGCUGCGUAGUAAUGCAAACCAUUUCAAUUGGAACACUUAACAGACAGGUAUUUGUAAUAGCUGAUGCUGUAAAGCCAUGGUCUCUCUUGCAGCUGCAUUGCCAACUCUGUACGACAUUGAGAUCAUGGUAAUGUGAUUUUAAACUAAUUCCCCGAGUUGCUGUGCAUUAGUGAUUUGUUGCAAACAUAUUGAAAGUUGCUAGGAAAUAACAUUUUUUGUGUGUUUUUUUUUUUUAUUGUUGGGUUCAUGUCUUAUCGAAAGAAGCCUAACUAAAAAGGGUGUACCGUUAAGUUCUGCUGUUUUUAUUUCAAAUUAAUUAAUUUUUCAUUUAUUUUUACUGUACACAUAACUGAAAGGCCAUAAUGACCUCACAUGUUUUAAAAACUAUAUAUAUAUAUAUAUAUAUAUAUAU